AUGCCACCUUUACCGCCCAAAGGUCCUGCAAAUCGCCGAGCACCGUUACGACCAGUAGAUCAUUCAUCAGAUUCGCUAAAAUCAAAAUCAUCACCGAGGAGCUCAACAUCAAGCAAUGUAUCAACCACUCCUACCAAAAAGCCUACUGCUCCAAAGAAGGAAACGUCUCAGCGGCACGGCUUGAAACCAAAUGCAAUCUUGCAUCGUGAAGUGCCACGAAAGGCAGCGACCACACUACCCUCACCACUGCUUGUUGCUCAUACUGGCAUAUAUCAGCAUCUAUCUCGACAAGCAUUUCCAAAUGGCAUGGACGUGACUUCAGCAAUGCCAACUCUGCAGGGGACUGAUCCGCUCGUAGAAGAAAUCUUUCAGACUAUAUCGAGAGAGCGUGUGAUUAUUCCACGUCCUCCUACAGGGUAUCAAAAAGAGCAAGCAUCUGAGCAGUCUCUGCCAGCCACUCCGUUCGUUAGUAUGGAUCUAUUGGCUGUAGCGAGAGAAGGCAAUGACAGUACAAGAGAUCCUGAUGGAAUUGUAGUCAAGGAUGGAGAGCUAGUGCGGCAUUCUCCAGCUUGUAUACAUAUGCAGAGACUAUUGCGAGGCAUUGAAGGUUAUGAUGUAGUGUUGUCGCUUGUCAUGAAGCUAUGCCGCGACUAUACAGUCAAUUGGGCUGAAAUAUCUCUUAAAAAGUUUGAAAAGCUGCUACAUCGACCGUUACUGUAUCCCGUGACGAAAUCCGACUUGAUUUCCAUUCUCGCUAACAAGUCUGAUGUGGAGAGAAUCAUUCACCUUCCAGGGCAAAGAUACAAGUCUAUGGAUAGGAAAGACGCAGCUGCCAUCACGAUACAACGAAAUCUCCGAAUGUAUUUAUGUAAAAGCAGCUACGUGCUGUUACUUGCUCAACGAAUCGCCUGUCGAAGUCUAUUAAAGCACUGGGAGUCUCAUUUGACGAGACGGCGGACGUAUAAUUUAGUUAUGGAGCGCCGAGAAAGGCAUCAAAAAGUUUCAGUCGAGUUGUAUUUGAAGUUUCGAGACAACUGGGCUGAAAACAAGAACAAAGCAAGGUUGCUGGUACAUAUCCCCUCUUUAUCUUGUCCACCUGGUCGGCGAGACAAAUAUGGAGCAAUAGAUUCUUGGUACUGGCAACAGAUAUCCAAAUUAACUGAGCUGCUGACGGAUCCACAUUUGCAAAUACUCUACGUCGUUCCACCUGGACAACUUCACAAAGAUCCAGUCAAGGCUCUUAUGGACAGUCUUGGAAGCCCAGUACCAUCAGGUCUUCAGAGCAAAUUUAAUCGCAUUCGAGUACUCCAGCCCGAAAAUGGACACUUGUUGCCAGAAGGAUCUUGUUUAGCUUCCAUGCUCAUGAUAUCCCCGUGGGCAUUGCAAGAAAUUAGAGCUAUGGCUUGGACAGUUGGCAAUGCCUUUAUAGUGCCUGGUAUAUGUGGUUCUUCCUAUGUAAAGGGUUCUGUGACCGAAGAGGAGGUUCUCAGUUCUGUCCUUGGAGUUCCACUAUAUUCUCACCCAUCAUUUCACCAUUUAAUGACUGGUGAAGAAUCCGCCCAGUCCCAAGCCCUGUCACUGUGUGACUUCCCUAUCAAACAAGUCCGUGAAGGAACCAACUGUGUGAACUCCCACUAUGUAAUAUCACCUGAAGGCAAUAUCACUCUCGUGGGCACUACAGAGACGCUACACAUGCCAAACAACAGUGUCCUCGGCUACCGCAUUCCGCAAAGUCUUGCAGAAGAUAUACAAAUCGUAGUGGCCGGUGAACGAUUAGCCAAACAGUAUUACACGUCAACUCGAUAUUGUGGAGAUUUUGCUGUCGAGUUUCUAAUCGUUGGAGAAUUCAUUUCUGUAUCUCGAGUGUUUUGUCACCAGACUCCAUCACUUCAAGCACUUGUUCGAUUUGUACUUUGUACGGAAUCUUUGGUUGAUCAAGUUACAGGUGUGCCAUUCUUUGAUCGAAAUCAAGCAAGGGCUCCUGAAUUAGAAUACUUGUCCAAAUCACCGUAUAUCAAUAUGGAAUCCGUUGUCGCUGCUGCUGGCAUGACAUCGGAAACCGGCCGCGAUGAUGAGCAACGAUGUGGACUAGUGAUAGAGGGUGCGCUUCAUCCCAAUCUGUAUGUAAUGAGCAGAAUUGCACUCAAAACCAUUACUGGUGAAUCUGGAAUUGCAUUUGAUUCUAUAUGGCGAGUGGGAUCUCUAUUCGUGGAUUGUAAAGUGGCACCGAGAAACAAUCUGCAAAUCAUAUGCUCGGCUUCAUCUCAUGAAUUCGCUGCGACGACGGCAAUCCAGACUCUUGUCAUGUCUUCAAGAUCACUACAACUGCCCACACUACCGCCCACAAGCGGAAACUUUAGAGAGAUUUGUGAUGUGUUGAGCUCCAUAGCACAGAGUCUACCAGCGUCACUCGACCCCUCCUCCAACCUGACACUUACUGAGUUAGAAGUUGCCAUGGCAGGAUACCUACCGCCCGAGAUGUUUGCUCCUCGAACCGUAACGAUUUCACCAGAAAUGAAGAACAAGAUCAAUGAAAAGUAUCUCGAAUCUACCGUCAUAAAAAUGGCUCCUGCCGUCGUAGCUUUACUGGAUGCUCCAAUUCCAUCAGAGUCCCUAAACCGAGCCCUCUUCGUAGUCCCACCUCCAAUCGUUUACGAGUAUGGCACGUAUCGAACCGAGGUCGGUAAUGGCCCUGAAGAGUAUCUGAAGCAACUAGAUGCUUCCAUAAGUGCCGCUGAUGGCCGUCUUAGCGCACAACAACAAGAAGAACUCAACAAGAAGGAGCUUGAAAGGCUGGAGCGGGAACGUGUAGCGGAACCAGAACAGACUCAGCUUGGGAAGAAUUGGGAAGAAUUCUUACAGAAACGAAUGAGUGGUGCUACCAGUCGAGCUGUAUCCGUUGUGGCGCCAAGUAGACAGGGAUCUGUAUUUGAGGCACCCGAUCGUGCUCUGUCUAUUGGACCACCGUCAAUUAGCUGCCAGCCUUCACUUCUCGAACCUAGCAGUGAAGGAACACCCAAGGAAGGAGGAGCAUCCAAAGGAAAGAUUAAAGGAUUGUUUGUUGCACAGGGACUGGCUGACAUGUUCAAAAGCUCAACAUCAGUCAACAAAAAAUGA
Messenger RNA from Synchytrium microbalum, 3117 nucleotides. RefSeq lists its product as uncharacterized. The transcript is spliced from 8 exons. The record is from RefSeq and is a predicted model, not a curated record. The coding region runs from base 1 to 3117 and encodes 1038 amino acids. NCBI's taxonomy places the organism in Eukaryota, Fungi, Chytridiomycota, Chytridiomycetes, Synchytriales, Synchytriaceae. Gene Ontology annotation, molecular function: protein binding.